UUUUUGCGCAAAUUUAGUGACUGACAAUUUGACGACUGCCCUGACUGUCUGAGUUGUGUUUAAGACUUGACUUCUCCUAGAAGUAGAAGGGAUGAUCUUACAUUAAUAAUAACCACAACUUGAUGUGACCAAGAGAAAAUGUCAGGAAUAGCCAAUCUGGGAAUGGUUGAUGGUGCUCUUCAGAGUGUGGACAAAGUCCAGUCUUACAUCACCAUCGGAAUGGAGGACAUCAUUGAAGUAUCGCUCGAUCUUGCCGAAACAGCAACGGAAGGAGAUGGAACAGAGACUCAGCUGGAAGACUUGAAAAAAAUGAUGGAAGAAUAUGCCUCCAUGGAGCAAGAUCUGCAUCAGUAUGUCAAAGCAGUCAAGCAAGUCAAGGGUCAGAUUCAAAGGUUAGGCAUCGAGGAGCAGAUGAAGGUUGAAGUGUCACAACUUGUGAGACAGGCAGUCGCAGACAUUCAGAAAAAGGAUGACGAUGGGCAGUUGGGCAGACACAGCAAGAUGGAUGAACUCAUACAGAAGAUGUGGCAAUACAGAAAUGCUGGGGACAGUAUACCAACCACAAGCAAUGCACAAGGUGAUGAUGAUGUCAUCAUGACACAGUGCGAGGUGACGACAGUGUGUCCAAUCACACGGUGUGAAAUGACGGACCCAGUCACCAACCGACACUGUCAGCACAACUACGAGAGAGCGGCCAUCAUGCAGAUUGUGAAGAAUCGCAAGAACGCAAAAUGUCCUGUAACCGGUUGUGGUAACCAGAUUCCUAUCACAAAGUCAGACCUCGUGGACAAUCGACAACUGAAGAGAUUCAUUGAGCACAGGAACAGACAAGAAAACAGAUCUUAGGACCAACCAACAGACUGUCUGGGGGAGGGAAGAGUUUAAAUAUAAAUACCAGUUGAACUAAUAAAAAAUAACCAAGGGGGACUUGAACCUGUGGUUUGUGCAAUGAUCCACAGGCCUUCCUACCAACCAGUCCACCGAGUCCUGUGUUGAUGGUCACUGCAUUGUAGCAUUUAGCAGGGGUGCUAUAUCUUAAAGAUUUUCUGCAUGAAAUUGGCUAGAGGAGUAUACACUAGAGAAUUUGGAUUAAUGGGGAGCAACUGAUUUAAUUAACAUCAGAUACAAAUUGGAAAACACUUCACUUUGGUAGGGAUGGGCUAGGGGAGCUCAGAGAGCAUGUGAGACUGGAGGAGGGAGGACACAAGGAAAUCCCAGGAUGUUAGUUUAAGUAUACAAGUUGGAAAGGGUAUUGAGGAUCAGGUUUAUUGUAUGUCCCAAAAUGAACCUUUUUCAGGUGCUUUGUAUUAUUCUCAUAUUUAACGAGGGUAGCCUGUUCACUGUAAAGGGGUCUUCCACAGGGCCCUGCUACAAGGUCACAGGUAUCUGCUGAAGGUCAUCCAGAAAAGCCACCUGUGUACUUGCCGUUGAAAGGCAGUGAACUAUUUAUGUUGAGAUCUUAACGGUUCAGGAUGAAAAGACUUGUUCCGAAUCAGUACCAUAAAUCAAAUCAGGUUCCUGGGACAGCUGUGUGUUUUUGUACUGUUUCUGUAAACAAAACUUGAAAAGAACUUUGAUAGUUUGAAGAGUGAAUUUGUUUUCUUGUGUUUGAGUAAAAUACUCCAGAAUUGGGAAUGAAA
Molecule: messenger RNA, 1640 nt
Organism: Acanthaster planci (crown-of-thorns starfish)
Lineage: Eukaryota; Metazoa; Echinodermata; Asteroidea; Valvatida; Acanthasteridae
Product: E3 SUMO-protein ligase NSE2-like
Biological process (GO): protein sumoylation; double-strand break repair via homologous recombination
Cellular component (GO): nucleus; Smc5-Smc6 complex
Molecular function (GO): SUMO ligase activity; zinc ion binding
Source: RefSeq, a predicted model, not a curated record